Messenger RNA from Apis florea (little honeybee), 3054 nucleotides. RefSeq names its product actin-binding protein IPP. NCBI's taxonomy places the organism in Eukaryota, Metazoa, Arthropoda, Insecta, Hymenoptera, Apidae. Gene Ontology annotation, molecular function: protein binding. The record is from RefSeq and is a predicted model, not a curated record.
GCAUAACUGUAAGGCAAUGAACUCAUAAUUGAAUUACUAAAAUCGAACGAGUAAAAUGAGUGAAUAAAAAGUUUUAAUUUUGAUAUAGAAAUAAAGAAAAAAAUCUCAGUAUCGUUUUUCAAUUAUAAAUAAAGUAUAUAAUUUUAUGUUUAGUGAAUAUUAAUAACUUGUAUUGUUUGUUGAUGUUCAUAUAUUGUUUCGUAAAUGUAGCAUGAAUAUACAUACUUAUUAGUAAUUCUUUUGUAGCUACUUUCAUAUACUAAAUAGGUUAUUUGACAUAUGUCAAAUUUCUUAUUACUGAAUUAGUGACUAAUUGGUAGAAUCGAGAAAGGGAUGAACCAAAUAAAAAGCGGUAUCAAGUAAUAAUAAAUCACGUGAAAAUGUGGUGGUAGUGAUGCGUUUAAAAGGGAAAAAUAAUACAAAAUCAUUUCAAAGCGUCUAUAAGGUGCUCUCGCGUAUAUGCCGAACUGCAGAUAAAGGACAACUUGAUGGUUUCAUGGCUGAUGGUGCAGUGCCGCCAAUAAAGAAUGGGCAUAAUUGUAAUAAUAUGGGUUUCGCAACACAACCAGUAAAACAAACUUCUGAUGUUUCUAAUACUGUUUAUGCUGUGGGGCAAUAUGCUCCAAAAGUUUUAAGGAAUUUAAAUGCCCAAAGACUAAAAAAUCAAUUUAGUGAUGUAGGCCUGGUUGCUGGUGGUAGUGUUAUUAGAGCACACAGAUCAGUUCUUGCAGCAGGAAGUGCAUAUUUUAAUGCUAUGUUUACUGGUGGUUUGGUUGAAGAACAGCAGGAGUUAGUAGAAAUUCAUUCAGUAUCAGCUAAUAUUCUUUCUCUCUUGGUGGAUUUCAUUUAUACUGGGAAUGUUGAUAUUACCCAGGAUAAUGUUCAAGAAUUAUUUGCAGCUGCUGAUAUGUUAGAAUUAGAUGAAGUAGUGUUUGGUUGCAUUACUUAUUUGAAACAGCAACUGCAUUAUUCAAAUGCUCUUGGGAUUUAUAGAUUUGCAGAAGCACAUAAUAGAUUAGAUCUUUCGGAGACUGCCCUACGCUUUAUACAAGUCAAUUUUCCUCAAGUGUCUCAAGAAGAAGAAUUUUUAGAUCUGCCGAAAGAACAUCUUGUUCAUUUUCUUAGUAGUGAUUAUAUUCAUAUUGAUACUGAAUUCCAGGUCUUCCAAGCAGCAUAUAAUUGGAUUAUUCAUGAUAUACCAACAAGAAGAUGUUAUGUAUUUGAAAUAUUAAGUCAUAUACGUUUACGAUUGUGUUCACUAGCAAGAUUGGAACGAGUUAUUUUGGAAUGUAAAGAUGCAAGUCUUAUCGUUGCAUUAAGAUCUAUACAAAAAGAUUUAGUAUCAAAUAAAGGAUGUCUUGUGCCUCUUCAUGCACAACCUAGACUUUGUGCUAAGAAAAAUAUUUUAGUGAUUGGUGGAUCUAGACGAGAACAUUCUGCAGAUAGUUGGGGAAGAGCUGCUGAAAGUACUUAUGAAACAAUUGAAAAAUAUGAUAUAUUUACAGGUGAAUGGAGUGAAGUAGCACCAAUUGGUAUAGGUCGAAUACUACCAGGAGUCGCAUUAUUAGAUGGUAAAGUUUAUGUUGUUGGCGGAGAACUUGAAUCAUGUAUUAUCGCUAAUUGCGAAUGCUACGAUCCACGUGAUAAUGUAUGGACUUCGAUUGCUUGUAUGGAAGAACCUAGGUGUGAAUUUGGACUUUGUGCCUUGGAUAAUAGUUUAUAUGCAUUUGGUGGUUGGGUGGGUGAAGAUAUUGGUGGAUCAAUAGAAAUAUAUGAUCCAAUAACUAAUUCUUGGACACUUGAUGGACAACUUCCAGAACCUAGAUUCAGUAUGGGAGUAGUUGCUUAUGAAGGAUUAAUAUAUGUUGUUGGUGGUUGUACACAUAAUAGUAGACAUCGUCAAGAUGUAAUGAGUUAUAAUCCAGUAACAAGAGAAUGGACUCACUUAGCUCCAAUGCUCACUCCGCGUUCACAAAUGGGUAUCACUAUUCUUGAUGGAUAUAUUUAUGUUGUUGGUGGUACUAAUAAAAAUCAAGAAGUUCUGACGUCCGUUGAACGAUAUUCUUUUGAAAAGAAUAAAUGGAGCACUGUUGCAUCUAUGAAUAUGGGUAGAUCAUAUCCUGCAGUUGCAGCAGCCGAUAGUCGACUUUAUGUUAUAGGAGGUGAUCAGUCUCAGGAAAUCAAUUUUUUUCGAACGCAGAUUACAAUUUCUACCGUCGAAUGUUAUGAUCCCCAUUCAAAUAAAUGGCAUGAAUGUGCAUCAUUGCCGACAAGUAGAGGUGAAGCGGCGGCAAUUGUUGCACCUUUUUGAUUGAAAUUUUUGUUCGAUCAUAUCACCUUAAUCACGUGCAUUCCCUUUUAAAUUUCAUAAUACUUGAGCAUCUAUUAAAAAUUCUUGAACGUAAAUAUGAAAUAAGAAAUAUCAAAGAAGAAACAUAUGUUUACUGAUUAUGUUCAUUUACGUCAUAUAUAGAUUUGAUGAAACAAACAUAAUCUUCAAUGUAUUUUUUUAUAGAUCAAAUUUUAAUAAUCGAUAGCAUUUUUUCUAAUGAACAUAUGAUGCAAGAGGAUUUGAAAAAAAAGAUAAAUGUUCCAUUAAUAGUACAGUGCUAUUUUCUGUACCCUUGAUAUUAUAUUAUGUAUGCUGAUUUUCAUAUAAAAUUACAUAUGUUAAAAAAAGAAUAUAUAUAUAUUUAAUAGUGAAGAAGUAGAGCUGAAACUGACUUCCAUAUAUUUUAAACACUUUUAAAAAAAUUUUAUUAAUUGUAGAAGUGACUGAAACCUUCACAUUCUAUAGUCAUUUACCAAAGUUAUAAAAAAUACGAAAUAUAAUAUUCUAUUGUAAAUUUUAUCACACUACAACGAGAGAAAAUGGAGAGUAUAUUUCUAAUAUACAUGUAAUACGUGUGAAAUGAAAUAUUCUUAUUUGUUAGUGAAAAAUACAAGUGUGAUAUAUCUAGUUUUCAUCAAAAAUGUUAAAGUUACGCGUGCUUGUGAUAUUUAUCAAUUUUAAAUCUCUAUAAAUUAUUUUCAAUAAUAAACCGUAUAUACAUA